Molecule: messenger RNA, 7602 nt
Organism: Perognathus longimembris pacificus (Pacific pocket mouse)
Lineage: Eukaryota; Metazoa; Chordata; Mammalia; Rodentia; Heteromyidae
Product: interferon-induced very large GTPase 1-like
Molecular function (GO): GTP binding
Source: RefSeq, a predicted model, not a curated record
CUCCAUGCACUUCUUUCUGGAGCAGACAGCCUGAAGAUGAGUGCUUGGACUCCAGGAGACAAGUAGGUGAAACAGAAGCUAUGGCCACAAAAGACCCCAAAGCAGAUGACUUUCUGCUCAAAGAAAAAAGGGGUCCAGACCUCCAAGAGAUGCUGACAGAAGUAGGACUGUCUGUUGAAUACUGGUUGCCGAAGCUCCAGGAACACCUCGGUGUGACCCAUGCCCAGGCCUUACAACACAUAGACAGAAAGGAACUCCAGAAGCUGAAAUUGCAGGUGCAGCAUCCAUGGGAGAAAAGGGCCCUGGAGAAGGUGAUUGACUGGGCACGAUCAAACAGUACAUCCGUCUUGGAAAAUUCACCAGUGCAGAUGAUAAAGAAAAGGCAGAUGCAGGCAGAACAGAAGCUGCAGGAGCUGAGGGAUUUGCUGUCAGCAGGAAAACACAGACAAGAAGAGUCAAUGAGGAGAAAAGAAGCAGAACUCAGGAAAGAAAUGGAGAUCCCUGAAGAGUAUUGGCCACCACCUGAACAGCCACUAAGCCAAGUUAUGGAAAGCAUACAAAAACAACUCAAUCUCACCACGCAGACACUGUCCCACAGGCAAAACCUCCCAGACAGAGAUCUGGUAAGAAGGGCAUCUGGAGGGCUGGCCCUGCAGGGAAUAUACAAAACCAGUCACCAGACAGACCUAAUGCAGAAGAGAGAAGAACUACUCAGUGUCCCUGAGGAAUUCAUUCUUCAUGGCCCAGAACAAGGCACACAGAUGGAAUCUAGAGAAUUUACAUCUUCUCAAACAGAAUCCAUGUUCACUAAGAUUGUAGAGACCUUGGGUUUCAGUGUAGCUGCCUCAAGCAAGGGUGAAGGUUGGGGAUUUAGUUUAGAAGCUGGUGUGAAUCAAAGCACACAUUCAGAAUCCAAGGACACUCAACAGUCAUGGUCUAAGAGAAAUUACUUCUGCUCAAUGAAGUUCAGCUACAUUCCCUUGGCCUCCUGCCACUUUCCAAUGGAUCAACUCCAGCUUUCUAAGGCUGCUUUCCAGGAGCUGAAAACCAUUGAAAAACUCCUGAAUGAGACUUCAGAUUCAGACAGACUGCCAUUACUGAGGCAGAGAACUGAAAACUUCUUCCUCAGAUUUGGCUCCCAUGCUAACCAAGGCCCCCUGCACCUGGGAGGAAUCUACUGGUGGAAGGCCACUGCAGAGGGUUUCCAGAGUCACCAGCUGAAUGAGGUGAAGACCCAGGCAGCAGAGGCCCUGGAUGCUUACAUAAGGGGCAGCUAUAAUGGCUUUGGAGUGCAAGUUACUGCAGGAAUAGAGACUUCACACUCACAUUCAAAAGCAAUCACUCAGAGGAAAAGUCUGCAAAACCUCCAAACCACAGUCCAGUUAUCAGUGUCCCAGAGUGGGGGCCCAGCAGAAGCAGAUGGACUUCAGCAGUGGAAAGCUGGCCUUGUUGCCAGCAACCAGACCUGGCAUGUCAUUGACCGAGGGCUUCAGUUGGUGCCCAUUUGGGACAUCAUCCUCUCCAACCACACAAGUGAUUUUAAGGAUCCUCUUCAAUUGGCUUCCUGCUUGAAAGACAGUUACAUAGCUCUGACUGGCCUCGCUGCCCAAAUCCAGGGUGGAGAGGAAAUACUGAGUGCUGGAAAGGAAGUCAGGGAAUUCCUAGAGGAGGUGAAAUCCUGGGAGGUAUCUGAUCCUGAGAAACAGCUUAAACAACUGAUGGAUUUCAUGCAAAUGUUGAGUCAUAAAAUGAAAGGAUAUGAUACUUGGAUUAAGUUAUGCCUCACUGACCCAGAUUUGCAGAAUUUUCUGGUAAAUACAUUCGACUUUUGCAAAAAGUCACCCACAUAUAAUACUAAAUUUAUUAAAUCUCAGUUCCAGAGUCUUCUGGAUCCUCACAUCUACAAAAUAAACUUUCCUCACACUCAUUCCAUCAUGCAGUGGAUCUACCAGGCAGAGGCAGAGACAGAGCCAGAGCGUGUGAGCAUCUCCCAAUUCUCUCAACUCAUCAAAAUCUUAAAGGAAAUUAAAAAACACCUCAUGGAAGUGAAUGUCAAAUCUGAUUCCAUGGAAACAGUGGAAGAAGCUCAAAGAAAGGCCACGUAUGAGGUCAGCCUGGCUCUCAGCGACUUUUUAAAUUUCCUCCAAAGAACAAAGCAAACAGACAAAUACGUCUUGCUUUUGUCUAUUGCAGUUGGGGGAGGUUACCAAUUCAAAAAUGGCAUUUUUCAUCAUCUGCUCACAUGUGAUGAGUUAAACUUCCUAUUGGAGGAAAUGCCCAUAGCCCUAAGUAAAUACCAGGAGCUCCAAAAUGGUAGCAACCACAAGGCUCAGGCAUUCUUGUUGCUCACAGGUCUGAACACCACCACGGGAUGCACAGCUGUUUCCCCAGAAGAAAAGAUGCAAAGAUUAGCCUUAAUGAGACAACAACUGGGACAAACAUUGACUAAUGAAGUUGCACAUAUCCUUAGUAGACAUGGCGAAGUGCACACUUGGGUAACCCUUGAACAAAAUUUGAGAUCUCUGAUUGAUGGAAAUUAUGAAAACAUGAAGCCUUCAUGGCAAAUAGAUGAGGCCAAGCCAUUUUCUGAAACACUGGUUUAUAAAGACAAACAUGCUGAUAUACUACAUACAAAAGAAAAUAAGAAUGAGGAUAUAAUGAAAAAUGAAGCUUUUCUAGAUUUGCUAAAGCGUCUAGGCCUAGAGAAUUACUACCCAAAAAUGAUGAGCAGAGCUAACUUCCAUCUCAUCUACAAGAACUCUGUAUAUAACACCCAGCCCAAAUCAGAACAGGAACUUCCCUUCUAUUUCCUGCAGAAGCUACUGGUACUAGACUGUGGUCUCAGAUACCUGGAUUUCAAAAAUGAAACAAUCUUAGAAUAUUCAGUCAAUACAAGUACUUCCACUCAGGAAAAUGAGGAUUUGGAUCCCUAUGAAGGUUUCUUUGAAGAUAAUGAUAGUGUUCCUAAACCAAUGACCACUAGAAAUAAGCCAAACAUUCACCCAAUGGAUAUCCAAAUGGCUAUUUAUCACUGUGCAGAUAAUCUAGCCAGACAAUAUAUUUUAGCCAAACUGUCCAUUUGUCAGUUUGCUCUCCCCCUUGUUGUGCCUAAUCCUUGCACUUCUGAAAUUGAGUUCUCUCUCUGGUCUCUCAGAAAAAUUAGGAAAAGCUGGCAAACAACAAGGAAAUCACAAGGGAAAAAGAAUAGCUACAAGAACCAGCAGAUGUGUCAGGUCUCUACCUCCAUCGUGUCCUUCAUUAGAGUUGGAAAUAGCCUCUCUGCCUCCAAAUCUCAGAUCAUGAACUGUCUUCUCAGUAAACGCAAACAUGAUGUGUUUUUUCACAGACACUGCAGAGCCAGCAGCAAAGACUGUCUCCUGAUGGGGGGUGUGGUGGAAAUCUGCUGGUUCUGUCCUGGGGGGGAGGAAGAGGACACAUUUGACAACUGUGUGGCCUUCACUAAUCUUCAUGGAGAUGCAAAGGAACAUAAGAGGCAGCUUGCCUUCCUUCAGGAGAUCUCUUCUCUCAUUGUGGUCCUCAUGUCAGUGUCUGAUGACAAUAAAGAAAAUCAACAAAUGGUGCGUGAUCUGUGGCAGUCAACAAAACCUUUAAUUUUUUUAUUGGAUGACAAAGAGAAAACCAUGGCAAACAAAUCUGAGAGAAGAGCGAAAAUUGGCAUUAGGAAUAGAAAUGAGGCAGAAUUAACAGAGGAGCUCAAAAUGACCAUCAGACAUUUUCUAGAGAUCUCUGACACCGCUCUUACUUUAGAAGACUGUUCUUUGAUUGCUCACAAAGAAGGAUUUCUUCUGGAUGAAAAACAGAAAGACUGCAAAGAAGCCAAGGAAAAGGCACAGGUUAUCAUGGCGCUCCUGGGAGAAACAAACUUAUCUCAGAUAAAAGAAAACUUUCUUCCUCUUCAGGGACAGCUGUGGCAGCUUUGGUGUAAGAAGGACAAAGAACUCUAUCAACUGAGAGAAAAGGGAAAUAAGAGCAUUGAGCACCACAAAAUUGAGAUUGAGACUGAAAAACAAAGUAUUCGCAAGAAGCAGUUGGAGAAAGCAACUAAUCUUAAUGAUGUAAUGCGGUCUGUCCUCCAAAUUCUCCAACAUUCAGAAAUUCACACAAAACUCUGCUUCUUACAGUGGCUGGGUUUGUUUUUAGAAAACCUCACUGCAGCACAUUUGGAAAAAUUGCACGAGCACCAAAGAUAUUUGUGGUCACAGAUAAAAACAGAAAACCAAAAGGCAAAAAAGAACAACUCCCUGAAACUGUGUGAAAAUCAGAUAGAAGCCAUCUCCAAAGAAAUUCAAGACUGUACCUUGGGAAUUGAGCAAAUUCUCAGAGAAAUCGGCCAGCUCUAUGAAGCCCUGGAAGAAACUUCUUACACAAGAGGGAAUCUUUUAAUCUACCUUCCCCAAAUUGCUGCAGACCUGAUGCUAUCUGGAGUUCCCAUUGAGCUGAUGGAUGGGGAUGCCUCCUAUGUGCCUCUCAAGUGGGUGUCAGCUGUGUUUGACAAGGUCUCUGAGAAACUUGGAGACAAACGGAUCUUCAUUCUCUCUGUCCUUGGUCUGCAGAGCUCAGGGAAGUCCACCUUGCUCAAUGCCCUUUUUGGCCUGCAGUUCACUGUCAGUGCCGGCAGGUGCACCAGGGGCGUCUACAUGCAGCUCCUCAAGGUGAAGGAGACAUUCACAAAAGAACUUGGCUUUGACUUUCUGCUGGUUGUAGACACAGAAGGACUUCGGGCCCCAGAACUCAAUAACAAAUCUCAGAAAUGGGACAAUGAGCUGGCCACCUUUGUCAUUGGGCUUGGAAACUUGACUAUCAUCAAUAUUUUUGGAGAAAACCCAUCAGAGAUGCAGGAUAUACUACAGAUAGCUGUCCAAGCCUUUCUGAGGAUGAAGCAAGUCAAAAUCUCCCCAAGUUGUCUCUUUGUCCACCAGAAUGUGGGAGAAGUGGCAGCUGAAGACCAAACUAUGGAAGGAAGGCGGCGCCUAGAGCAGAAGCUAGAUGAAAUGACAGCACUAGCCGCUGAACAAGAAGAGUGCUCACAUAUCACCCGCUUCAGUGAUGUCAUCAAGUUUGAUGCUCAGACUCACAUUUACUACUUUGCUCACCUCUGGGAUGGCAAUCCCCCAAUGGCCCCUCCCAAUCCUCGCUACAGCCACAAUGUCCAAGAACUGAAACAGAAAAUUCUUUCCACUGCAAAACAGGAAGUCAAGGGAAGCAUCCUGAAGAUAUCACAUGUGAAAUCCCAAGUUCAAGAUCUGUGGAGAGCCCUGGUGAGUGAAAACUUCAUUUUCAACUUCAAGAACACCCGGGAGAUCAUGGCCAUGGGCAAACUGGAAACCAUGUACAACCAGUGGAGCUGGCUUCUACGGAGCAAUCAGCUGGAACUGCAGAACAGGCUGACCAAUGAGGUUAAAAAUGGAAAACUGCUGACGCUCCACACAAGCAUAAUUGCGGGUCCCAUUACAAAGGAAUAUGAAAGUAUCAAGCAAGCAUUUCAAAAAUAUUUUGCCGAAGAUCCAGAUAGCGAAAUAAUAAUUCAAUGGAAAGCAAAUUUUGAAAAUAAGUUAGUAAUCCUCAAAGACACACUUGUUUCAGACACUAGAAGAGAAAUCAAUGAGCUUAUUGCCCUUAAGAAAAGUCAAGAAAGACUAGAUCAGAAAAAAAUAGGUUAUGAAACUGAAUUAUUAAAGAGGAGUCAAGAGUUAGCUUUAACUCUAAAGUGUAAAGAAUUGAGUGAGGAAGAUUUGCAUGAUAUAUUCAACCAAGUUUGGAAAAACUGGGUCUGUGAUGUAUUAUCUAAUCUCCCUGAAGUCACAGAGCCUAACAUUGAAGUGGACUGUGAAAACAUCCUUUUGGACCAUUUCAAAAGCGAUAAACAUAUUAGGGAAAACCUAAACAGAUAUACUGGAACAAUAUUUGAGAUAAAUUUUGACAAACAUGUCCAAGUGAAGAAAAAAAUGUAUGUUUGGUCAAAGAGUUUAGAGGCUUGUGACAAAGAAUCCGUUCAUGUGACUACAAAACGAAUUUUUUCAAGAUUUCAGGAAGUUGUGAAUAACAUUGAGAGGCAAAAGCGUGAUUACAAUCGCAAUGAUUAUCAUGAAAUCCUGAGAUUAAUAGAAGAAGAAGUGAAAUCUGACCCCAAUGAGAAAACAUAUACAUUUACAAGCAAGUACAUCACUGACUUAUCUUUGCAUUUAUUCCAUAGAGCAGCAGAGAUUUUUAAGGAAAGGCACAGGGCAUUCAAGGCAGCAAAUGAUCCUGUGAACUACCUAGAAAGCAAGAAAGAAGAAUUCUUCCUGAGUUUCAAGAUCUCCUGCCAAGGAGCCACCUCCAUCACAACAUUUGUUGAUUUUCUGUGGCAGAAGCUCACUCCUGCUAUAUCCAACACCAUAUGGGGGAAAAUGCCCCCCAAAAUAGCCGAGUACCUGCGAUCUACCUGCCCUGCAUUCAAUGGAAAUAGGGCAAACCUGGAGAAGCACAUUCUCAUCUCUCUGGCAGAAGAAGAAAACUUUGAUAAGUAUUGGCAAUAUAUUCAUGAUCCAAAAUCGUUUUUUAGCAGCUACAUUGGAAACCAUAUUAAACAAUACUGUUUAAAUGAAGGAGUGUCAAAAAUAAAAACAUUUUUUUCAAUAAGUUUAGGUGACAUGAAGACUGCCAUCCUCACUGCCAUUCAUGAGUCCACAGCAAUAGCUAAAGAUAAAGGCAGCACUGCAUCUGAGUGGUUGGAUUUGUUCUGUAAUCACCUGGGGAGCAAUCUGAUCUUUCCACGAAGAGAUUUGGUAAAUAUUGAACACCAGGAGAUAAAAGAUACUGAGUUUCUCAAAGAAGCCAUGAGUAAAGAUUUGGAUCCAACAAUGAAGAAAAUAGAAGAGCAAUUCUCAGGUCUGCCUAUAGAUAAGCUGGUUCCUGAAGUUGAGAAAAUCCUCUCUGGACAUCUCUGUGGCUGCUGGAAACAAUGUCCCGUAUGUAAAGCAAUUUGUACUAACACAAUCCCUAAUCAUGACGGCGACCACAGGGUUCCCUUCCACCGUCCUCAGGGUGUCAUUGGUAUAAAGUGGUAUCAAACAGACCACUUUGUCAUAGAUUGCUGUUCCAGUUUAGUAGCCAGUGAUUGUCAGCUUGUUUUGAGAGAUGACUGGAAAAUCCCCUACAAAAACUAUCGGCAAGCAGGAGGAGAUUUUGCCACCUGGAGCAUCACCCCAGAUUCUUCUACCCAGCCAUACUGGAAAUGGUUUGUAUCACACUUCAGGUCAAAGCUAGGAGAAAAAUAUAGACUCAGAUUUAUAAAGAGAGGUGAAAUUCCCAAGGAAUGGAUGCAAAUCACAAAACAGUAUGUGCUUAAUAACUUGAAAAUAUAGCACUAUUAUAUGACAACGAAAGGAUCCCCAUAUCUCAGAAAUAAAAAGUUGGAGUACCUAAAUUAUCCUACAUUACUUCUUCUUUACAAGAACCUUCAAUAUUUUCUUAAUUAAAAUUCAGCAUGAAAAAAUGAAUUUUCCUUAGAAGGACUUAAUUUCUCUCUGCUUUGAUUCCUUCUUAUUGGUGCACCUUUCUUUCACACAUGGAAGUGAGAUCUAAAUAAUAAAGAUAUAU